This is a messenger RNA of Ciona intestinalis (vase tunicate), 3501 nucleotides long. NCBI's taxonomy places the organism in Eukaryota, Metazoa, Chordata, Ascidiacea, Phlebobranchia, Cionidae. The record is from RefSeq and is a predicted model, not a curated record.
UUUUUCAAACGGUAAUUUGAUUAAGAAACAUCUGUAGGCUUAUCUCUUGCUUUAAAGCCUAACUGUAUCAAGAUUUUGAAUUCAGGCUGUUUGGAAAACUUCAACGGUGCUUAUUUCGACGGAAAUGCAAAGCUAUUGAAUCAGAAAAGAAGAAAACGGCCUUGAAAGCGCAAGAAAGACUAUUGUAUGCCAUAUAAGAAUGCCUGUGUCCAGAAACCUUUCGUUACCUUCGUCAAUUGAGGCACGCAAGUUUAAAAAACGACCAGUUGGAUUUCACGACUUACAACAUUGCGUUUCAAUGCCUGCCGAUCCGAGAAACCCCAACACGAACAAUAACAACAACAACAGCAACAACAACAACGACAAGGACAAACAAUCCUCCAAAAUGCAAUUCCGUUCCACGACACCGACAACCAAUGACGCCGCAACCACUGCACCAAGCGCCCAAAACGCCCCACCCGUUUCGGGAGGGCGCACACCCGCGACAAGAAGCACUUUAUCUCAACCCUGCUUGUCAUCCUCAAACGUGAGAGCGACCAGCAUCUUUCCGCAUCUGUUUCUUGGAUCCCAAAACGAUGUAUCGGACGAGGAUAUAAUGAAAGGGAACAAAAUCUCGAAUGUUCUAAACGUGAGCUGCGCAUGCGCACGACCCCCGAACCUUGACGACGACCAUUUUCGACGGAUUUCGGUCCGAGAUAACUAUCAAGAAAAGAUAACUCCACAUUUGGACGAGGCCGUCGAAUUUAUCGAAUCGGUCAGAGUAAAGAAUGAAAGAGUGUUGGUGCAUUGCUUAGCUGGUGUAUCAAGAUCAGCAACUGUUGCAAUCGCAUACGUCAUGUACUACCUUCGUCUUAGUUUUGAGGACGCUUACAGGUUCGUGAAGGAAAAACGACCAACCAUUUCUCCCAACUUUAAUUUUCUCGGGCAGCUGAUCGAGUUCGAAAAGAAACUUCGUGAGCGAGGUCAUAUGACAAAACCACGAUCCAGCAGCGCCCCGGAGCUCCCCGUACCCCACCAAGCCCCCAAACCAACGCCAGUAAUUGAGGUUUCCCCACCCUCGGCUCGCAUCAUCGAAACAAGUUUUGUUGGCCCUGACCGUUCUGUUGCUACAUCAUCAUCUUCGUUUUGUCGUAGAAGACGAGGCCCAGCGCUGGAGAAAUUAUCCUUCACAGCAAACCAAGCUGUAAACGUCAGUCUGUACCCCAACAACGAAGUAUAUCAAGACCACCACGCACGCGGCUCAACAGCGACACCCGGCGGCGCUGGAGUUGUACUGGAUUUACACGUCACCUCAUCUGAACCGCACUCGCGCAGGCUUGGCAGCGACGGCCGUGAAGACGAAGCCGAGGAGUUUUCACCCGAGAGACCACGUUACGAAACCGAGCUUGUAAUACCCGUCUCGUCACCCUUUAACAUUGCAGCAACCAGUCAAAAGUCGAACAGCCUACCCCGCUGUGGGGCCGGUUUCUCCGGUGGUCGAAUGAAACCUGGAAAGUUACUUCAGCGGGUCAACGGCAUCCCUUUGCCUCAAAUCAGCUGCAAAAGUUUUACGGACCCCAUUGAACAAGACAACCAGUUGAUAUCGUUCUUGCUCCCACCUAACGUCGUACGUUCUUCGACCGCCCCAAACACACCAGCAGCAAUGCGAUUCGAAAGAUCAAACGAAGAGGUUCGCUCUCUUACGACGUCAGAUGGAAAUAACGAUUUUCCACGUGACGUGGAAAUGACGCAAGAGGAUGAUGACGUAAGACAGCCGUCUCCUCCCUCCCCAACCAUGAGAUUCAGGAGUCACACAGAUCCACUGUUCCUCCAGACAUCUUAUGAACAAAGGGAUCAGAUCUCACCAGCUUCCUCACCAAGAGUGGAACGCUUUGUCUCCAGAAAGACACGAAGUCCGAAAAUCUUAAAGAAAUCGUUCAACCUAAACCUCCGACCAAGUUAUGGUUACCAUCCGUUCCGGAGCAACAAACAGCAGUCCUCUUCAUCAGUUGGCUCACGUCCAAGGACACAGGACUCUCAUUUGGCUCCUGCUUCCCAGCCUCACAGGAUGAGCUGCGAGAGUCCGAGUCCGGAUGGUAUUUCAGCUCUUUCCUUGUCUUCCCCGGUAACGGCAAAAGAUGACCCGAUGCGACAUAUCACAACCGAGCAUCGCAGCUCCGCACCGCCAUCUAGAGACCACGCUACGAACGUAGUAAACACUACCAACCACACCUUUAACAAUUGUAGUAGAACGAGCCACAACGGAACACACGAGCCCUUCCGACUCGUUCAAGCCACUGAACUAAAAAAGAGGUGGCGCACGCAAAAGCGAGCCAACACACGAACCCACGAGUCCCCCGCCCACCCGAAAGUCGGUGAAAUGGGGAGUAAUGACGUAGCAAAUAAACCUACAAAUCCGUCUUCGCCGACGGUGCUGGCUCAUUGUAGUAGCCAAGUGAUCAGUUGCUCUUAGCUUUCCUUUCAUCAUUCGAUAGCUACACUUUAAAUUGCGAUAUUCGCAAGACAAGCACUUUAUUGCGUUUCCGCGCUUCCUACGCAGUGUCCCUAGUGUUCCGUAACCACACGACCCAGUGGUAAGCUUCGCAAACGACAUGCACGACGUCGACCCCGGCGAAACUGCUAACCCGUAAUAACCAGACCAUUGUAAACGCGUUGCAAUUAGGCAGCGCUUAGAUUUGGAUCUCACCCCAACACAAAAGCACAAACUAUGCAAAACUCAUGACCCGAUAUGGUGCUGUCAUACAAACCCACACAGUACACAGCGAAAUACUUACAGAUUCGAACUAAAAAAAGCAAAAAAAUAAAUUUCCGCAUCUUUCGUUCUACUUUUUUUCGAAAACAUUUGUUUUGUUUGGUAUUCAUUUCAGAUUUUUAUUUAAAUGCCGUUCGAAUGGAAUAGCAUCGUUAUACCACUCUAUAUACUUCUUUAUAGUAAGCGGUCCUACCAUCUAGGUUAGUUAUAUAUUGGUUUUUCGUUUUUACCUUCUAUAUUUAACCGAUAAACCGUUCUUACCUACUUUCUACUUCCGUUGACACGUGCAAUUCGCUGUUCUGCACAAGACCGCGUAUGCUUGUAUCGACUACUACAGUGAAACAACUACUUUAUGAAUGUCGUGAAUGAGUUCUAUGUCACUGAACGAAUGUUUGUAUGUGCGAAAAUUAAAAUCCAAAAUCCGAAAAAAUCACCCAAUGCGCUUCACUUGCAAACCAAAUUUUGAAAUUUGUUGUAAAUAACCUACAUUAAUAAUAAUAAUGAACUUCGGUUUCUUUUCAGUCUUAAAAACUUCUUUAGAACCUCCCCUGCCUUUGUUAAAUUUUGCAAAAUCCGGUUAACGUGCGGCUGUGUGAAUAAUAUUCAGUUUGUGUGCUAUAUACUGUGUGGUACGAUGAAUAUGAAGUCAAAAACUGCUCGGUACUUUGUAGCGUAUAUUGUUGUCGUCUUGUGCGUGGUUCUUAAAGCGUGUACAAACAGGAAUAAAAAGAAGUUCUUAUACAUGGCAA